Molecule: messenger RNA, 1458 nt
Organism: Neltuma alba
Lineage: Eukaryota; Viridiplantae; Streptophyta; Magnoliopsida; Fabales; Fabaceae
Product: calcineurin B-like protein 10
Exons: 8
Coding region: 253-1104 (283 amino acids)
Biological process (GO): calcium-mediated signaling
Molecular function (GO): kinase binding; calcium ion binding
Source: RefSeq, a predicted model, not a curated record
CUUCCCCCUGGCCAUGACAUGUCAUUAGUCUUAUCACUCUGGGCUUCGGUCACUUAUUGGCACUGGCAGAAUAUCAGACACACUCUUCACGGCCAAAACGCGGUAUAAAGCCGAUGGGUGGGCGAUACUAAAAGGAAGAGGCUUAGCCUUUGUGACAGAGAGAACCUAAGAAACACAUUGAGAUUUACAGGGUUACAGAGAUCGGGGUGAAAGCUGGGAGGUUAGAGAUUCUAAUGAGCUCAAAAGACGCACAUGGAUUCUUCCAGGCCGGGCUUCUUGACUGUGCGAGAUCGAAUCUAUGAUGCAUUCCUACCAUACAUAGAUAUCAUCAGGGCUUUGAUAUUCACUAUGACCGAAUGUUUCAGUUCUCGUCGACGCGUCCAGAUAUGUCGAUACGGUGCCAAAGAUCUGACACGGCUGGCUGGCGAAACCAGAUUUACAGUUAAUGAAGUGGGGGCAUUGUUUGGGCUGUUUAAGAAAAUAAGUAGCUCAAUAAUUGAUGAUGGCUUCAUUCACAAGGAGGAGCUUCAGCUGGCAAUAUUUCAUACCCCACAGGGAGAAAAUCUUUUCCUGGAUCGAGUUUUUGAUCUUCUUCUUUUUGGCCCGAAGGUAUUUGAUCUUUUUGACGAAAAGAGAAAUGGUGUUAUCGAGUUUGAGGAAUUUGUCCAUGCACUCAAUGUUUUUCAUCCUUACGCCCCAGCAGAAGAGAAAAUUGAUUUUGCAUUUAGGCUAUACGAUCUGAGGCAAACUGGGUAUAUUGAACGAGAAGAAGUGAGUGUUGUCAAGCAAAUGGUUAUAGCCAUCUUGAUGGAAUCUGACAUGAAUCUGUCAGAUGAUUAUCUUGAAGCAAUUGUUGACAAGGUCAGCUUUGUUUCACAUGUGAAAAUAUGGUUUCAAUGGGGUAGUUUGUUCAUAGGAUCUUCUUCUUCCCAGCAGACUUUUGCCGAUGCUGAUAUGGACAACGAUGGUAGAAUUAGUAAAGAAGAAUGGAAAGAUUUUGUGACUCGAAAUCCAUCUCUUUUGAGGAACAUGACACUUCCAUACCUUAAGGACGUCACCACUCUGUUUCCGAGUUUUAUUUUCGACGCCAACGUUGAAGCUUGACAACAAGAAUGAUGUUGCUGCGAGAUCAAUCGCGGAACAACGGAUCAUUCAUGGCCGUUACCCAUCAUACCAAAUCUGGAGAUUCUUCAGAAAUUGUGAAGAAUUGGUGCUUCUUUAUUGCAUAACGGUGGGAACGAAAUUAUUUAAUUAUUUAUUAGGGAUAGAAAAAGGUAGGAACAAAACCAGUGCCAGCAAAACGUCCGCGUGCCGGCGUGUGUCGGUAUGGGCGAUUGAUUCAUUGGCAUGCUAGCUUUGUAACACGUCUACAUUAAUUAUUAUAGGAGUGGCCAUAAGUAAAUAUUUGUACAGUCUUCUUUUUUUCCAAAAAAAAAAUCGAGAGAUAUGUUAUAUCCA